Molecule: messenger RNA, 2814 nt
Organism: Poecilia latipinna (sailfin molly)
Lineage: Eukaryota; Metazoa; Chordata; Actinopteri; Cyprinodontiformes; Poeciliidae
Exons: 5
Coding region: 375-2645 (756 amino acids)
Source: RefSeq, a predicted model, not a curated record
AUCUCAGCGUCACCUCUCGUCUUCUCACCUCCUCCCUAUUUUCCAGCAAUCCUGCAGACUGAUUCCUCUUCAUCUCGCCUUAACACCCGAUGCUUCGCUUCUCCUCCGUCCUCUCUCCGCCUUGGAGCCCUUCAGAAGAGGACUUGCAGGAUCCAGCCGAUUCCAGACACAUCUAAUGAAGACAUCUAUUCAAAGUUUGCUCUUCUCUGAGACAUUCUGAUUCCUUCAAUGUUGGAAAAAAAAGCAUGUCAUUAUGCUCUCCUUUUGUGUAUGUAGGGCUUUUUAAUGGGAAGGCAGAGAUUUAUAACCGAAGCUAUGGAUGAGUGAUGUGAGCGACCUCCUUAGGGUGCCACAGACUCUUAGCUUUGUCCAUAAUGUGUGAUCAAGUAGAGCCAGUUGGUGACCGGGAGUUGAGGAACAACAACCAGCAGGGUGCCGGUGAUGCAAACGCCAACAGAGUUCAGACAGAGGAGGAUGAUGGGAGAACUGGACGUACUGGCUCUCUGUCAAGGAUAAUGACUGAGACAGCAGAGCAAGACAAAGUUGUCAUCUGGGGCACAGACUCUCAGUGUGACGACCCCGAGCUGGCUGAGUUUGAGAUGUUGGAGUGUCAGGAGCUGGAGGCUUAUUUGGUUGAGGAUGGGGAAGAUUUUGUCGGGCUCACAGAGAGGAAGAAACAUCAAGAGGAGACCUCACCGUGCAGCAACGCCGAAGAAAAACAGGCAACGGGCGGUACAAAUCGGAAAGGAGUGAAGUCGGUUGUGGAUGUUGCCUGUGAGCAGGAAUCAUCAGCGUCUCAUGUCUCUGAUACUGAUGUUUUUGUGACCUGCUUGUCCACCACUGCUACUCCGACGACAGACUCCUGGCACGUUGCCCCUGGUAACCACUCUGCCCUCUUAGAGGAUCUUACAGUGGCCUCGCAAACCUGUAGCAUCAUCUCUGAGCGAGACAAAGCCCCCCAAAAGGCUGAUCUCUCCUUGUCGACUAGAAAAAGCUCAACACACCAGCAAGAUUUAGACAUGAAUUUAAAUUCAACACCCCACCCAGAGAUUAUUGUACCGCAACAGCAAGUGGAGAAUGGUGUCUUAAGCAAGGAUGUAAGCAACGAGCAGAACACGGAUAAUAACCAGAGAAAUGUGGAAGGAAAAACCAUUUCAAAGGGAGAUUGUGAUAAUACAGACCACAAAACUUUAUUUUGUGCAGAAAGCAAAACUAAAAUGGAUAAAAGCACACAAGCCAGUGAAAUCCUUGAGUUGAUAAAACCAGUUAAAAGUGGUGCAAAAGCAAUUCAGCCAUCAAGUGAACCAAAAGCCAUAAGAAAACAAAGCUCAUUUGAAAACGGUCUAAAGAAACAAAACUCUUUUGACAGGAGUUUCAAAAAGCAGCCGUCCUUUGAGAAUUCUUUGAAGAAGCAGCUUUCUUUUGAUAACUGCCUGAAAAAGCAGGGCUCCUUUGAGAACAGCUCCAGCUUGUCAUCUCAGGAGCGGAGGAAAACAUGGGGAAGCCCUGGUCGAUCUGCAACCCCGGCAACUCCCAAAACUACCUCCUGCUCACCCAAGAGACAGCCGCCAGGUUCUCCAGCUAAAGUCCAGGGCGCAAGGGCUUUGAGUUUGGAAAGAAGUGCCGCUUUUCAAAGAAAUGUCAGUCAGUUCGUCAGACUUCCAAAUAAAAUAAACAUAAACAGUGGCAUUCCCAAACCUAUUGUCCCUCAACAGAAAGAAAAUGAGCCCAAAAUUCCCCCUCUAUCACAGAAGCCCAAAAAUGUGAGACCAAAAAUCAUUACAUACGUUCGAAAAAGCACACCAGCAAAAUCACAAGACACCAACACCCAGUCUGAAGGGUUAACAAAGGCAACUCAACCACCACCUUCUUCUGGUGCACAAGCUCAGAGGGACUCCAAGGGGGUUCCUCAAUCCAGAUCCACUCCAGUGCUCAGCUCCUCCAAUGUACUGUUCGACAAAUACCGACAGGAGUUGCAGAAGGCAGGGCACUAUCCGCCAGCCGCAGUUCCAAUGGGCGUGAAACCUCCAGGGAACAUCACACCUCAGAGGGUGAGCGGGAAAUCAGAGAGCUUUCAUGAGGAAAUGUCAAAGAAAUAUGUCCAAGAGCAUCUUUACCAAGAUGGUGGCAGCGUCUAUCGUUCACCUAGAACUCUGAGGCCUCAGCUGGGUUUGGGGGCAGUCACCAGGCAGCCCGCGGCCAAGACAAGAGUCCCACAGAUGGGUCAGAGGUCAGCUCCACUAUCCUGCCGUGGAGCCAGCGUGUCCACCCCGGGCCUCCAGGACCAAGCAGAAAUCACGCCCAAAAGUGUCCUGCUGAAGUCGGGCCAGUCCGGUCUCCGUCCUCCAGGCUUUUCCAGCCUUCCAGCUGCUCGACUAGCUGCUUUAGACGUCAUACGCAGCUCCAGCGCCUCGUCGAUGUCCAGCAGCCAGUCCAACAACAGCUGUGACAAUGACCAAUGUCACUAUCCCUGCUCUGGCGGUGAUGGAACACUUCCACACAAAGCCAUCAUAGUCAGUGAAACCUCCCAGUCUCAGGGCCGGGUUCAGCCCUCCAGCGCUACGAGUCUGCAGCAUCGUAACCUGUCACCCCAGCAUGGCUCCUCCCUCGGUACAGUCAAACAUCGAACAGACAGGAGGAAAUAGAUUUCCAAUAUCCAGUUUCAGUGUGUGUGCUUGUGAGCGAUGAUCAAAUUAGAGUUAUCCUGAGUUGAGAUCAUGUUAUCUCCAUGCCUGAAUGCAAAUUUUGACAGAUGGGCUGGUUUAGACCUCGAGCUGUGCCGGAUCAUUUGAUUGUAUCACCAAAAGAAGGCAU